UGAACGACGGUGGCCCUGAGAGAACAGAUGUGAACACGAAUGGCGUUGCGAAGGCAGAGCGUCCUGAGCCAAUUCCGGGACAGGUAACCGCAAGCGGUUGUUGAGCUGAGCGACAGGAGAGGCGUGUGUACAGAAGACUGAGGGACUGGUACCAGAGCCGGGGAGGCAGCGGUCUCCACGAAGUGAGAAGAGGAAGUCCGUGUCCCGUCGCCUCUCCUCAGCGCUUCUCAGACUCGAUUGCCUAGUCCUUGGUGCGUCUGUCGGUCUCAGAGACCCGGUGAGCUACAGGCUGGGGAUGCCUCCAGUAGGGUGCAAGAUAGCAUUGUCUUUGGAAUCGCGAUGCUGGCUCAAGGACUUUCCUGGAGGGAUAGCGGUCCUCUGGUCCACGUCCUUGUGAGUGAAGGGAAUGUGAGAGUGGGAAAGAUAAAAGGCUUCACUGAAGAAGCAUUAUAGAGGUUUCAUCACAUUUCUAAGAUACGAAUAUUUACAGAUUAGAGUUACCAGCCAUCUUAAAGAUUCAUGUUGGAAAUCAAAAUGAAAGCCUUCUGUGAAGUUCUAGAACAGUUAUACCAAAAAGUACUUUCCGGAGCCACACUUGAGAAUGACAGCCAUGAUUACGUCUUUUAUCUCAACCCAGCACUUUCAGACCAAGAUUGCUCUGCAGCCAGCUCCUUAGAAUGGCUGAACACCAGUGCUGUGCCAGGCCAGCAUCAGUUGCUCUCCAUCAAGGUGACUAACAUUCCUGAAGCACCUGUGUGUAUGAAGAGACACUCUCAGAUGAGCAGUGCCCAAGAGAUGAUGCUCUUUCAGUUAACUGUGAUCAAAGUGAUGAUAACCAGGAUAUUGUCUGUUGAAACUGAGAUCCAUGCAAAGGAGAAAUACAGAGAUAUAAUUAAAAUUCUUUUGCAGUCAACUGAAAUUGAUUCUAAAUUGAUCUACAUGUUACAAAAUUCAGACAAAUUGUUGUCUCACAUGGCUGCAAAGUGCCUUGCAUUGCUUCUAUAUUUUCAAUUGAGAGAAAAGAUAACAUUAAGUAAUUCAUGGAUUGCUUUCUGCCAAAAAAAUCUUUAUGGAUAUUCUGCAAGUGAUGAAGCAAUACAUUGUCUCUGGACUCUUACAGUGUUAAUGAAAGAAAUCUUUAAAGAUACAUGUUCAGAAAAAACAGAAAUUUUAAAGCAGUUCCUGACUCCUUUUGAUACUGCUCUUGAAGUAUUCUACGAUUCCUUAUUUUCUCAGCAUUUUGAAAACUGUCAGAAUCCUUCUAAAAUAAUAAACAGCUUGGUAUGUUUCCUGGAAUUGCUUGAACUUCUCAUAACCUCCAGAAUCUACCUGAAGUUACAUUGCAGGAGCCAAAGGAUUUUAUUUUUGAAACCUUCUUGUGUGCUAAAUGUUCUCACUUGGCCUAUUCAGGCUUUUGUCAAAAGAAAGUUGAUCAUAUUCAUCAAAAAGUGCCUUCUCUGUAAAGUGGGCGAAGACCUCUGUCGUGGCUCUGUGUCUGCUGCAGUAUCACCAGAUCAUCACUUAGACACAGAUAUGUUGGCUUUAGCUAAUGCUGUUUUGCAAACUGUGCACCUGGGGUUGUUGAAGACAUUGUCUGUUGACAGAAAACCUUCCUGCUUUGGAGGUGAUGAAGUUCAGCCUGGAUGUGCACAUCUCUGUGGUCCAGAUCAUGUGAUCCUUAGAGCAGCAAGCUUAAUUACAAUGAAAUCCUUAGAAAUCAAGUUUCAAAAUGGUACCUCAACAAAUGAAAUGAAAGUUGAUUUACACAGGUUCAUGUCUGAGUUACUGACCUUCUUAAAGCCUCAUCUUCAGCCCUCACUACAAAUACACAAUCCGUGUGAAUGGCUGUCCAGGGUCUUCAUAGAACAAGAUGAUGACAUGCUGGAGGCUGCCAAAGCAUCAAUGGGCAUCUACCUAAAGUUGAUCAGAGAAUGUGAAGCUACCAAAAGGUUGACUCAAGAAAAGGAAAUGUGGAUGUGCCACACCCAUGAAUAUGGCUAUAAUCCUCACUGUAUUUUCUUAUUCUUCUUAAAAAAUAUAGGAUUUGAUUCUACAGUUCUUCUUGAUUUUUUGAUUUCAUCAGAAACCUGUUUUCUUGAAUAUUUUGUUAGAUAUUUAAAAUUACUGCAAAAAGACUGGGAUAAUUUUUUCACUAUUUGUAAGUUCUUUGAUGCGUCUGAAUCUCAUCAUGGCACAAAUAUUUGUGGUUGUGUUCCCUCACUAGUCCAAGACAGAUGCGCCAACCCCAUACCACCUCAUCAUUUGACCACUCCUGAUAGUCACAGAAAGGAACACACUUGGAUCUCCUGGGCUUCUGAUGAUUCUUCUGAACCACUAAACCAGGUUGUGAUGUCCAAGGAAACCCAUAUCACGAGGGAUCAUAGUCUGUCUUCCCUCCAGGCUUCUCACAGUCUAGUAGAUUAUGAUGACUCUGAUGAUUCUGAAGCAGAAUCCACAAACCAGUGUUCAGCAAACAUCUAUGAACAGACAUCUAUGCACCAAGAAGCACUUAAGAAAAUUCAAGACCCAGCUGGGUCAAGCAAGGAUAAAAAAGAACUUAGCCAUGAGCUUCAAUCAUGGUCUCUGAUUCCAGAAGAAUCUACUACUUCCUUCUCCGUUGAUUGUGAAGCAGUCCCAAAUAACACUGUCUCUGAAGCAAGAAUAUUUUAUAGAAUAAUAAAAUGCUUCAAAGAGCUACAAGAUGCCAUUUGCCGUUUGCAAAAGAAAAAUCUCUUCCCAUAUAAUCCAACUGCACUUUUGAAGUUGCUAAAAAGUACAGAGGCACUGUGUAAUAAAAGUGUGAGCCCUUUGUGAAACAGUGGCAUUUUACUUCAUGAAUUGGUGUUCCUCAGUGUAAAUUGUGUCUCAACGAGAUAAUAGUUAAAAACCAAAAACCAACACUAAAGGGUUUUCUAAAUCUUUUUACCUAUUGGAAACAGCUUAGUGCCUGAAAAAGGUGAAGCAAAUGCCACAUCACUUGAUGUAAUUGUAUGCUUCUUGAAAUUGAUGGUGAUUCAAACAUACAUGAUUUGGGACAGUUAUUGUAUUAGUUUCCUAGGGCUGCCAUAACAAAUUACCACCUACUUAACAACUUAAAACCCCUAAAAUGUAUUCUCUCUCAGUUCUGGAGGUAACAAGUCCAAAAUCAAGGUGUCAUCAGGGAUGUGCUUUCCCUCAAGGCUGCAGAGAAGAACCUUCCCUGCUUUUGGUAUUGCCAGCAAUCCUUGGGGUCUGUUGCUUUGUAGCUGCAUCACUCUAGUCUUGGUUGCUUAUGGCAUGGUGUGUGUGUGUCUAUGUCCAUUUUCCCUCUUAUAAGGGCAACAGUCAUUGGAGUAGGACUCAUUCUAAUGCCUUAUGACCUUGUAUUAACUUGAUUACAUUUGUAAAGACCUUAUUUCUAAAUAAGAUCAUACUUAUACGUUCCAGAUGGACAUGGAUUUUGGGAAUGAAGGUCUAUUGUAUGAACAUGGUCUACUGCAUGAAUGUGAUUCUCUUUCUAAACAUUUCUAGUUGACAUAUAAUAUUUGUAGGUAUUUAAGGGGCACAGUAUUAUAAUUGGGUACAUGUAUAUAAUGUGUAAUGAGCAAGUCAGGGUAAUUAACUAUCUCCAACUCCUCAAAAUUAUCGGUUCUGUGUUGUGAACCUUCAAAUUCUUCUAGUUAUUUUGAAAUGUAUGUUGUUGUAGACUACAGUUACCCUCCUGUGCUGUAGAAUAUUAUAACCAAUUCCCCCAUCUAACGAUGUCGUGGUACCCAGUAUUCAAUCUCUACCCCUUCUUUCCUCCUACCUUCCUAGCUUCUAGUGACCUCUCUUCUACUUUCUUCUAUGUGAUCAACUUCCCUAGUUUCUACAAGAGUGAGAAUUUGCAGCAUUUGUCUUUCUGUGCCUGGCUCACUGCACUUAACAUCCUCUAGUUCCAUUCAUAUUGCUGGAAAAUGACAGGAUUCCAUUAUUUUUAAUGGGAUAAUAUUUCAUCAUGUGUAUACUGUGUACAUAUAAUGCAUCUUUAAUGCAUUAUUUCAUUGAUGGAUGUCUAAAUUGAUUAUAUAUCUUGGCUAUUAUAUCGUACUGCAAUAAGCAUAUACAUGCAAGUAUCUCUUUGAUAUAUUGAUUUCAUUUCCUUUGAAUAUGUACCCAGUGAUAGGAUUAUAUGGUAGUUCUAUUUUCAGUUUUUUGAGGAACCUCAAUACUAUUUAUGUUCCAUAAUGGCUGUACUAAUUUACAUUCUUGCUAACAGUGUAUAAGAGUUCUAACUGCACACUCUCUCCAAUAUUUGUUUUUCUGGUUUUGUUUUUUGACUUUUUUGACAAUAACCAUUCUAACUAGGGUGACAUAUUAUCUCAUUGUGGUUUUGAUUUGCAUUUCUCUGAUUUAUGGUGUUGAUCAUUUUUUCAUAUACUACUGGCCAUCUGCACGUCAUCUUUUUUUUUUUUUUUUUAAUAGUACUAGGGAUUGAAUCCAGGGAUGCUUGACCACUCGAGCUACAUCCCCAGUUCUUUUACUUUUUAUUUUGAGACAGGUUCUCACUAAGUUACUGAGUGUCUUCCUAAAUUGCUGAGGCUGGCCUCAAACUUGAAUUUGUCUUGCCCUCACCCUCCCCCUACUCCAGGUUACGAGGAUUUUGUGUGUCUUUCUUUGAGAAAGGUCUGUUCAGGUCUUUUGACUAUUUUUCUUAAUUGAAGUAUUUGUUUUUGUUGUUGUUUGUUUUACUGUUGAGUUGUUUGAGUUCUUUAUAUAUUCUGGAUAUUAAUCUUCUGUCCGAUGUAUAGUUGGCAGAUUAUUUUCUCCCAUUCUUCAGGUUGUCUCCUCAUUCUCUUGUUACCUCUGCUAUGCAGAAGCAUCUUCAUUUAACAAGUGUCAUUUCCCUUGUUUCACUUUUGUUACAUGUGCUUUUGGGGUCUUAUCCAAAAUAUUUUUGCCUAUACCAAUAUCUUAAAGUGUUUCCCCUAUGUUUGUGUGUGUGUGUAUGUGUGUGUGUGUGUGUGUGUGUCUGUGUCUGUGUGUAUGUGUAUGUGAGUGGUGUAUAGUUCCCAGUUUGACAUUUAGGUCCUUGAUCUAUUUUGAAUUGAUUUUUUUGUGUGGUAAGAGGUAGGGUCUAGUUUUAUUCUUCUAAAUAUCUAUGUCCAGUUUUCCCAGUUAUCAUUUAUUUAAAAGACUGUCCUUUCUUCAAUUACUGUUCUUGACACCUUUGUUGAAAAUCAGUUGGAUGUAAAUAUGUGGAUUAAUUUGUGGAGUUGCUAUUGGGUUCCAUUGGUCUUUGUGCUAAUCCCAUUCUGUUUUGAUUACCAUAGUUUUGCAGCAUGUUUUUGAUAUAAGGCAUUGUGAUGCCUCCAGCUUUUGAACAUGAGUCUUCUAAAAAUUUUUUUCUAGGCAAUUUUUCAGGUAAUUUUCUAAUUUAAAAUUGUUAUGAUAUGAAUAAUUCUGUCUUUCUGAACAGAAGCAGUAAAUGGAGUUUUAUGUUUAUUAGAUUUGUGUAAUAUGAGCAGCAACUGUAUCAUGCUGGUAAGUCUGUCAUUAAAGCAAUCUAAAAUGAUGUCCUUAAAAUACUUUGUAAAUGUUCCCUUUGUAGAAAAGACUUAACCUACUAGACAUUAAAAUUUAUCUUCUGAUUAAUAUUUGAUUUAAUGUUUGAUUAUGGUAAUCAAACCAGUGUAGUACUUACUAAGGUAGAAGUAGAAGGAUUGGUGGAACUGAAUAGAAGAUUGCUAAUUAAAAUAAUGAGGUGCCUAUGUUAAACAGAAAUCCAAAGGUCAAAAGAUUUGUUAGCACACUGUUAGUAAGGAUAUGCAUUCAUUCAGUUUCUACCAUAAGUUGUUUAUUUAUUUUACCCUU
Messenger RNA from Sciurus carolinensis (gray squirrel), 5832 nucleotides. RefSeq names its product lines homolog 1 (gene Lins1). Lineage: Eukaryota; Metazoa; Chordata; Mammalia; Rodentia; Sciuridae. The transcript is spliced from 7 exons. The coding region runs from base 520 to 2814 and encodes 764 amino acids. The record is from RefSeq and is a predicted model, not a curated record.